Molecule: messenger RNA, 1783 nt
Organism: Gadus chalcogrammus (walleye pollock)
Lineage: Eukaryota; Metazoa; Chordata; Actinopteri; Gadiformes; Gadidae
Product: IgGFc-binding protein-like
Exons: 8
Coding region: 562-1413 (283 amino acids)
Source: RefSeq, a predicted model, not a curated record
UAACAAGCUCCCUUUGCCUCCAGUGAGAUCAGCCACGGGGGCGGGCAGGACGUGGUGUGUCGGCACAUCCAGGACUACGUUUCCAUCUGUCAGUCAUCGGGGGCCACUGUUGCCGCGUGGAGAGUGGAUGGCUUCUGUGUCGCUUCCUGUCCCAGCGGGACUCACUACGAGCUGUGCCCGGACACCUGCACCGCCACGUGUGCCCACCUGGCGGCGCCGGGACCCUGCCCCCGCUGCCACGAGGGCUGCCAGUGUGACGGGGACCUGGUGUUCGACGGGGGCCGCUGUGUGCCCACCGAGCGCUGUGGGUGCUCCGUGGAGGGCCAGUACUACAAGUCAGGUGAAUCAGUCCUGCAAGAGGACUGCUCAGAGAGAUGCGAGUGUGGCGCCGGUAUCUUUAACUGCAGCGCUACCAGCUGUCAGAACGAGGACAAAUGUGACGUCCAGGAUGGAACCCUGGGUUGUAACUCGAUCGACCCCUGUGCCGGGGCCAGCUGCAGGGUGAAGGAGCACUGUGAGGUGGAGGAGGGCCAGGGGGUAUGUGUCCCUGACUCUAAGGCGAUGUGCUGGGUCCACGGAGACCCCCACUACAGAACCUUCGACGGCUGGACCUACAGUUUCCAGGGAACCUGCAGCUAUGUCCUCGUCAACACCACAGGUAAAGACCUGGACCUCCCGGAGGUGCUGGUGCUGGGUAAGAACGAGCAGAGGGGGAACUUCCCGGUCUCCUUCCUUCGCUCCAUCACCGUGGUGCUGCUAGGCCACACCAUCGAGAUGCCCAGUGGCCUCAGAGGAACUGUACUGGUUGACGGUAUUAAAGCCGAUUUGCCGGUUGACCUGGCAGGAGGCGUCUCCAUCACCGAGUCUGGGAUCAGGGCAGUCAUCAAAACCGAACUAGGUAUAGAGAUCACUUUCGAUUGGUCUACGGUCGCUACGGUGUCCCUCAGUAGCAGUUACUACGGGAACGUCGACGGACUCUGCGGCAACUACAACGGCAACAAAGAGGACGAACUAAAUACAACCGCAGGAACUCCGUACGCAAACGUGACGGACUGGGCUGUUUCGUGGAGUGUGAGAGACGGGGACCCCUUCUGCUACCACCACUGUGAGGGCACGUGUCCACAGUGUUCCCCCGAGGACCAGAAGCGGUAUGCUGGCCAUGAGUUUUGCGGCAUUGCAGAGGAUAAGAAGGGGCCUUUUGCGAGCUGCCAUCCUAGUGUGGACAUCAAACAGUUUAUGUACGACUGCUUGCAUGAUGUUUGUGUGAACGAGAGGAGACAGGAGGUUCUCUGUGAGGCACUGUCUAGUUAUAACGCUGAAUGCCAGAAGGCUGGAGUCACCGUCUCACCAUGGAGAGAAUUAGCAAACUGUGGAUCGCUGCGUACGACCGAACCAGUGCGGCUGCCAGUUUGAAGGGCGCUACCUCCCGGCUGGGUCAAAGGUGAUCACAGACGGCUGCAAGCGCGUCUGUAAAUGCCAGCAUGGGAUGGUCAAGUGCGUGAACAACAAGUGUCACAAGAAAACCAGUUGUCAGCUCAGGAAAGGGGCGUGGGGAUGUUACAAAGUCCAGAAACAAGGACUGUUAGGGUUCCUUCACAGCGUAUUCAUCGGCUAGUCUAUAUGAUUGGUUACUAUGACAGAAAUGUGAGAUUGUUGACCACUGAUACUUUCCAUCUGGUUCAAAUUACUUCCUUUUGUUUGAUUCCUUCCUGAUAUACAUAUGGAAUUUUCUUGCAUAAAUAAUAAAACACUGUUCCAUUAAAUCUAAUGUAUGGUGUGUAAU